Messenger RNA from Acanthosepion pharaonis, 1617 nucleotides. The record is from the annotation of a GenBank genome assembly. Lineage: Eukaryota; Metazoa; Mollusca; Cephalopoda; Sepiida; Sepiidae.
AUGACAAACUCAACUCCACGAGAAGCGAAAGACGCUCAACUCCACGAGAAGCGAAAGACGCUCAACUCCACGAGAAGCGAAAGACGCUCAACUCCACGAGAAGCGAAAGACGCUCAACUCCACGAGAAGCGAAAGACGCUCAACUCCACGAGAAGCGAAAGACGCUCAACUCCACGAACGAAAGACGCUCAACUCCACGAGAAGCGAAAGACGCUAGAUUUGGGGAGAGGCCUACAAUCAAUUCUCUCUCGUCCGCGACACGUGUCGCCAGUUCAACACAGCAGUCAAACAUCUUUAACCCUAACCCUGCCGUCUCUCCUUCUCUCCCUCUCUAAUCCUCUCCAUCCUUCUCUCCCUCUCCCUCCCUCCUUCUCCUUCACCCUCCUUCUCUUACUCCCUCUCUUUCCCUCUCCUAUAUCUCUCUUUCCCUCUCCUAUAUCUCUCUUUCCCUCUCCUAUAUCUCUCUUUCCCUCUCCUAUAUCUCUCUUUCCCUCUCCUAUAUCUCUCUUUCCCUCUCCUUUCUUUUCUCUUUCCUGUUCGUUCUUUUCUUCCCUCCCCUCCUUCCGUCCUCCCCGAUCUGCGUCUGUCUCUUUUUUUUUCUUUGUACUUUUGUCUGUUUCUAUUUCUUUCUGUCUCUCUCUGUCACCCUUUCUCUCACUAUCUCUUUCUCAUCUUCGUCUGUCACCCUUUCUCCCGCUUUCAUUCUCUUCCCCUUCCCCCUCCGUUCCCCCUCAUCUCCUUUUCACACUCUCUCUCCCCCUCCGUUCACCACCCUUUUUCACACUCUCUCUCCCCCCUCCGUUCACCACCCUUUUUCACACUCUCUCUCUCCCCUCCGUUCACCACCCUUUUCACACUCUCUCUCCCCCUCCGUUCACCACCCUUUUUUCACUCUCUCUCCCCCUCCGUUCACCACCCUUUUUUCACUCUCUCCCCCUCCCGUUCACCACCCUUUUCACCUCUCUCUCCCCCCUCCGUUCACCCACCUUUCUCCCCCCUCUCUCCGUUCACCACCCCUUUUUCCUCUCUCCCCCCCCUCCGUUCACCACCCUUUUCUCUCUCUCUCCCCCCUCCGUUCACCACCCUUUUUCACUCUCUCUCCCCCCCCCGUUCACCACCCUUUCUCUCUCUCUCCCCCCCUCCGUUCACCACCUUUUUUCACUCUCUCUCUCCCCCCUCCGUUCACCACCCUUUUUCUUCUCUCUCUCCCCCCCCUCCGUUCUGCACCCUUUUCUCUCUCUCUCUCUCCCCUCCGUUCACCACUUCUUUCUUUCCUCUCUCUCUCCCCCCUCCGUUCACCACCCUUUUCUACUCUCUCUCUCCCCCUCCGUUCUCCACCCUUUUUCACUUCUCUCUCUCCCCCUCCGUUCACUCCCUUUUCACUUCUCCUUUCUCCUUCCCUCCGUCUUUCUUUUUCUCUCUCUUUGUACUUCUCUCUUCUUUCUACUUCUCUCUUUCUUCAUCCGUAUCCCUUUUUCUCUCUUUCCUUUAGGCUUUUCUCUCCCUCUCUCUGUACAUUUCUCUCUCUGUCUCUUCUUUCUACUUUUCUCUCUCUCUCAUUGCAUUCAUUUGAAUUGCUGUUUCUUUAACCCACAUCUCUUGCACCAUUUGCCCUGA